Acanthochromis polyacanthus (spiny chromis) is the source of this 2002-nucleotide messenger RNA. RefSeq names its product twinfilin-2-like. The transcript has 11 exons. Gene Ontology annotation, molecular function: actin monomer binding; actin filament binding. Gene Ontology annotation, cellular component: cytoplasm; myofibril; actin filament. Bases 581 to 1687 code for a protein of 368 amino acids. NCBI's taxonomy places the organism in Eukaryota, Metazoa, Chordata, Actinopteri, Pomacentridae. Gene Ontology annotation, biological process: barbed-end actin filament capping; actin filament depolymerization; regulation of lamellipodium assembly. The record is from RefSeq and is a predicted model, not a curated record.
AUAUAUGAACCACAAAUACCUGAACACCCCUCCCCGCUCAGAUUCUUGCUGGGUGUCACAUUUCUGUGACCAGGUGGCUGGAAUUUGAGAUCAUGCCGUUGCGUCUGCUUGAGCUGAUUGGCUACUCUAUGUGAAUGAGUGAUAAAAUGUCAUUACAUGUGGCACAAUGACAGCAUCUGAAAACACUGUGCUGACCACUGUUGCCAUGAGGCUUGUGCACAGCCUCACAGAGAGUACAGCACAGGGACAGUAUGUGACCGACGACGAGCCUCCCCCACCGAGACCAUUAAAGAUGUGGUCAUCGAUACGCAAAGAGUUUUAGAUCAGUGGUCAGGGUGGCAUAUCCACUGACAGGCACGUUAUUACUCAUCAGCCACAGUUCCGCAGAUUGUGUUUCAAGUGUUAGGAAGCUCCCGAGUCACCCUCGAGGCGUUUGUGUCACUGGUGCGUGUGGGUCCAUCUGUCUGCCAUCAGUGGAGAGGCAGCCUACCUACUGAGCAAGAAGAGCGAGGACACAGAGACCUGGACCUGGUCCUUCUUGCAUGAGGAGUGUGAAGCGGUGAACACUGACUGCCAAAAGAUGUCACACCAAACCGGAAUUAACGCAACAUCUGAGCUGAAAGAGUUUCUGGCCCGAGCGAGGGGAGGUGCCAUCAGAAUAAUGAAGAUCAUCAUCAGAAAUGAGGAGUUGGUGCUAGAUUCCUGCAGAGAGCCGGCACAGAGCUGGGACAAGGAUUACGAUCACUUCCUGCUUCCUCUGCUCACACCUCAGGAGCCCUGCUACAUCCUCUAUCGUCUGGACUCCCAGAAUGCACAGGGAUACGAGUGGAUCUUCAUCGCUUGGUCACCUGACCAGUCACCAGUGAGGCAGAAGAUGGUCUAUGCAGCGACUCGUGCCACACUGAAGAAAGAGUUUGGGGGAGGUCACAUCAAAGAUGAAAUGUUUGGGACAGUCGAGGAUGACCUUUGCUUCCAGGGAUACCUGCGACACAACUCCUCCUGCUCCUCCCCAGCUCCUCUUACAGCAGCUGAGCAGGAGCUACAACGAAUUAAAGUCACAGAGGAUAAAGUUGUAUGGGAUGAACGCAGACGAAUUGGGACUCCAACAGCACGAGCGAGGGUCACAAUGGAGUUUGGCUUAGACAAAAGGGCACAGACUCUUCAGGGUCUUGCGUUCCCUUUACAAGAAGAGGCCAAACGAGCUCUGCAGCAACUCAAGCAGAAACGCAUCAACUAUAUACAGCUGAGGCUGGAUGUGGAGAAAGAGACCAUUGAGCUGGUUCACACCAAACCUACAGAAACCCACGAGCUUCCUUACAGGAUUCCCACGGAUUCGCCCAGAUACCACUUAUUCAUCUUUAAACAUUCCCAUCAGGGCCAGCUGCAGGAGGCGCUGGUGUUCAUAUAUUCGAUGCCUGGCUACACCUGCAGUAUCAAGGAGCGGAUGCUGUACUCCAGCUGUAAGAACAGGCUACUGGAUGAGGUGGAGAAAGACUACCAGCUGGAGGUCACCAAAAAGAUGGAAAUAGACAGCGGUGAUGGUCUGACAGAAGACUUCCUGUAUGAGGAGGUCCACCCGAUGGAGCACACCUUAAAGCAGGCCUUUGCCAAGCCCCGCGGACCAGGAGGGAAGAGGGGCAACAAACGCCUCAUCAAGGGUGCGGGGGAGAACGGGGAGGAAAAUUAGACACCACACACACUCAAAAUGCACAAGCAAACUGACACAGUAUCUAAGAAUUGACUUGUUAUUUGACUAUUUAGCUUCUAGCCAUUGCGUCGUCAUUUUACUUGCACACAUACCUUUCCCACUGAAAAUGAGAAUCCACCGUAAAGCAGAACAAGUUCAAAUGUAAAGUUUCGAGAUCUGACCAGUUUUACAAAAGUGUUGCAUCAUCUUGCAGAUAUAAAUUCGCGACACCCAAGUUUUGGUCCCCCUCAAAACGAAUUUAACUUCUAGUAGAGAUCUUAUUGUUUCAAAAGACACCAGAUACACACGUGGACA